Messenger RNA from Mangifera indica (mango), 2871 nucleotides. RefSeq names its product auxin response factor 9-like. Gene Ontology annotation, molecular function: DNA binding; protein binding. The record is from RefSeq and is a predicted model, not a curated record. The coding region runs from base 361 to 2424 and encodes 687 amino acids. The transcript is spliced from 14 exons. NCBI's taxonomy places the organism in Eukaryota, Viridiplantae, Streptophyta, Magnoliopsida, Sapindales, Anacardiaceae. Gene Ontology annotation, biological process: regulation of DNA-templated transcription; response to hormone. Gene Ontology annotation, cellular component: nucleus.
GACGCGCGCAAAGCGGUUUUCGCUGGAUUCUCUGGAACGGGGUUGUCCUGGAUUCUCUAUCAGUUUCAGAAGAGAGAGAGCGGUUUUGCGAGCUCUGAAGGUGGUUUUGUAACGGUUUACUGGUUCUCGUUACGGUUUUUGGAUUCGGCGAUCGUUACAGAUUGAGAGAGAGUGUGUGUAAAGUCUGUGUUCAAGAAUCGAAAAAGUUCGUAUUAACUGCUUGUUAUCCAUUGAUUAUUAUUAAUAAUCAUAAUUAUGGAGCUUUAAUUACUCUGGUGAUUGUACGUGUAUAACGAGCUAAAUUAGGUAGAGAGAGGGAGAGGGUGCGCUUUUGUGUGACUUUCACGGUUUGUUUCAACGAUGGCGAGUCGGGUCGGGUCGUUUUCGCAACCGAGUAGCGAUGGUUCAGAUUUGUACACGGAGCUAUGGAAGGCUUGUGCGGGGCCUUUAGUGGACGUGCCGAAAUCUGGAGAGAGGGUCUAUUAUUUUCCACAAGGACACAUGGAACAGUUAGAGGCUUCGACAAAUCAGGAACCAAAUCAACAAAUUCCGUUGUUUUCUCUUCCAUCGAAGAUUCUAUGUCGUGUUAUCAACGUUAAUCUUCUGGCUGAGCAAGAAACAGAUGAGGUUUAUGCACAGAUUACUUUGCUGCCAGAACCAAAACAAGAAGAACCUACAACUCCUGAUCCAUGCCCUUCUGAAACUCCAAGGCCCACAGUUCACUCAUUCUGCAAGGUUUUAACUGCCUCUGAUACAAGUACCCAUGGUGGGUUUUCUGUUCUCCGGAAACAUGCUACUGAGUGUCUUCCUCCGCUGGACAUGAGUCAGCAAACCCCAACUCAGGAGUUGGUGGCCAAAGACCUUCAUGGGUAUGAAUGGCGAUUUAAGCAUAUUUUCAGAGGUCAACCCAGGAGACAUUUGCUGACAACAGGAUGGAGUACAUUUGUUACUUCCAAGCGAUUAGUUGCUGGGGAUACCUUUGUAUUCUUGAGGGGAGAGAACAGGCAACUGUUUGUUGGUGUAAGGCGUCUUGCUCAUCAACAGAAUAGCAUGCCAUCAUCUGUGAUUUCAAGCCAGAGCAUGCACUUAGGUGUGCUUGCUACUGCAUCUCAUGCUGUUGCAACCAAGACCCUCUUUCUUGUGUAUUAUAAGCCAAGGACCAGCCAGUUCAUCAUCAGCUUGAACAAGUACUUAGAGGCUGUGAACAAUAAAUUUGCAGUUAGCUUGAGGUUUAAGAUGAGGUUUGAAGGGGAGGAUUCCCCUGAGAGAAGGUUUUCGGGCACAAUUAUUGGAGUUGAAGACUUUUCUUCUCAAUGGAAAGAUUCAAAAUGGCGAUCACUGAAAAUUCAAUGGGAUGAGCCUGCAUCUAUUACGAGACCUGAUAGAGUUUCACCAUGGGACAUAGAACCUUUUGUGGCGAUACCCUCUAAUCCUGCUCCACUAGUUUCAAUGAAGAACAAAAGGCCUCGACCACCUAUUGAAAUUUCAUCUCUUGAUUUGACUUCAACUGCAUCAGCGCCUUGGAAUUCCACUGUGACGCAGUCCCAUGAUGUAACACAGCUGAGUGUUACUGAAAACAAAAGAAGUGAUAAUCAUGCCUCAUGGCAUAAUAAGCAGACUGAAUUUAACAGCAAUGGCAACUCUUUGUCUAGAGCUCAGACUGAUGGAGAGUGGCUAGUUUCCCCACAUGUCAGUUUCUCUCAGCAGCUGUUUCCAGAUGCUGUUGAUGAUAAUAAAAAUGUUACUGCUUGGCAUGCUCUCCAUGGCUACUCAACUCCACACUCAUCAAAGGUCAACAAUGACCCAAUGCUUGACCGAGUUGAAACUGGGAGGAAAACUGAGAGGGCUGCUAGCUGCCGAUUGUUUGGCAUUGAUCUUGUAAAUCAUUCUAUGAGCUCUACUGCAGUGGAUAAAGCAGCUGCAUCUAGUGUUGCCACAGAAGGACACAAUCUUGGUACCCUGUCAGCAGGUGAUUCAGACCAUAAAUCUGAUCUUUCAAAGACUUUUAGAGAAAAGAUACAUGAACAGUUGCAGGUUUCACCAAAAGAGAUUCAGACUAGGCAAAGUAAUUCUACAUCUGCCAGAAGUCGCACCAAGGUGCAAAUGCAGGGGGUUGCUGUUGGUCGGGCUGUGGACUUGACCAUAUUGGAAGGGUAUGAUCAGCUUAUAAAUGAGCUUGAGGAGAUGUUUGACAUAAGGGGACAGCUUCACACUAGGAACGAGUGGGAAAUUGUUUAUACUGAUGAUGAAGGGGAUAUGAUGCUUGUGGGUGAUGAUCCAUGGGUUGAAUUCUGUAACAUGGUGAGAAGAAUCUUCAUAUGUUCAAGCCAAGAUGUAAAGAAGAUGAGUGCAGGAAGCAAACUUCCUAUAUCUUCUAUUGAAGGUGAAGGAACUUUGCUAAGCUCUGAUUCAGCCGAAAAUUGAAUAACGGUUACUUUCUUUUCUCCCCUUCUGUUUCUCCUUUUUGUCUAUUCGAUUUUCUUGUGUCACCAUUGUCGUCUGAUGUUGGGUUUGGUUUAAUUCUGGGGGCUCAAAGUUGGACAGGAAGGAGAAAGCGGACUAAUUGGUAGCUUGUUUUUAAGAGUUAACUAUCAAAGAAAGACUGAUAGAAAAAUUGACUGGGUUUUUCAGAACCAAUAGGUCAUAAUGCUGUAGUUGAGUUAGAUGAAACUGUAGGGUUUAUGUGUAUAUGUUGGGUGGGAAGGGAUUAAGGAUCACUGUUUAUUAUUUUGGCUGUAAAUGUAAAUGUGCUUUGUCAGUUGAAAUCUUGGUCUUGGGUGAGCUGAAAUUUAAGUCCUUUGGGUCAAUGCAUUGGGCUCUUUUUGUCUUCAAACCUAAACCCUCAUAAAUUGACUUACUUUGUCCAUCUAA